Molecule: messenger RNA, 1249 nt
Organism: Oenanthe melanoleuca
Lineage: Eukaryota; Metazoa; Chordata; Aves; Passeriformes; Muscicapidae
Product: putative per-hexamer repeat protein 5
Exons: 2
Coding region: 84-944 (286 amino acids)
Source: RefSeq, a predicted model, not a curated record
UUGGGGGGGUCUGGGGAUCACCCUGGACCUCGUGCGGGGAGAGCUGGGCCGGGCUCUGGCCCUGGAAGGGAUUUCGGGGGAAGAUGAGGGGCUGGGGGCGUUGGGGGCGCUCGGGGGGAGCCCCAGGCAGACCCGGCACGCGCACCCCGGCCCCGCCCACUCCGGGAAGCUCCGCCCCGAGGGCGGUCCCCAGGCGGCAACGUGACGUCACACAGGCCCCUCCCACACGUGGGGGCCCACGCGCACCUCGCCCCGGUUAUGUAAGGCGGGGGGGCGGGGACGCCCCGCCCAUUGGCUGCGGGCGCGGGGGCGGGGUCAGCGCGCCGGGGGCGGGGCCGGGACCCCCAGAACGCGGCCCCGCCCCCCCCGCUGCUCGCCAAGGGGCGCCGCCCGCCGCGCGAGGGGGCGUGACCAGAGCCCCGCCCCCCGCCCAAUCAGCGCGGGGCGGCGGCACGAGCCAACGGGAGCGAGGGGGCGGGGCCGCCCAGGGCACCGCGGCCAAUGGGAGCGCGGCGGGGCGGAGCCCGGGCCGAGGCACGUGCGGCCGCACACGUGUCCGCGUGGGGCCGCCGCGGACGGGGCGGGACCGGCACCGGCACCGGAGACAUCGGGACACCGGCACCGGCCCAGAGACACCGCGACACCGGAACAGCGGGACCGGCACCGGCACAGAGACACCGAGACACCAGAACAGCGGCACCGGCACCGGGACAGCGGAACAGCGGGGCCGGGACCGGCACCGGCCCAGAGACAGCGGGACACCGAACAGCGAGACCGGCACCGGAGCCAGAGGCACCGGCACCGGGGCAGAGACACCGGAACAGCGGGACCGGCACCGGGGCCAGAGACAUCGGGACAGCGGAACAGCGGGGCCGGCCUGGGGCUGGAGACCGCGGCACGGCGACACGGGCACGGCGACGGCGCUACUUGCUCAGGGACAUUGACAGCGGCACGGGAGACGGGGACAGCGAUACCAGCAACGGUAUCGGGACACUGAUACCGGGAUAGGAACGGUGAUACUGGAGCAGUGCUACCGGCACUGGGUCAGGGACGGGAACAGCGACACCGGCAACGGGGCACGGGCGCUGCGGCGGGCACACCGGCACCAGCGCAGGUGCAGCCGGGAGGAGCCUCGGCCGGGUGACCCUGCUGGAGCUGAACCCAGCGAGAGGCUCCCCUGAGGCGGCCAGCCAGGCCAUGGAGCCCCCUGCCCGCGCCUGCUCCUGCGGCUCCCCUGCCUCUGACAGCG